AAGAAAAAUUUUAAUGUAUUUUUUUUACAAAAGGAUGAUAAUUUUAGUGUUUCAAUCCGAAAAAUUAAUAGACUUACGCUAUUUAUUUCGCUGGAAGUGCCAUGUUUUGCCAAGAGUGGUGUGUUUCGUGGAGGGGCGACGUCUUGCUUUUUGUAAUGUUGCGAAAACCCUGUUUUGCGGGUAAAGUUUGCUGGCGGGAAUAAUCAAAACAAAAUAAACCGGGGAAAAAUCUAUGUUCGCUGUCUUCGCUAGCUGACUUGAUGAAAUAAACCGUGCUGAUGUUGAGCUAGCUAGCUAUAGUUUAUUUCCAUCAUUUAAGCUAGCAUGAACAAAUCAGCAUUCAUGUAAUUUUCUUUUUCUUAAUUGGACUUCAGUAGGGGGUGGUCCUCAACAUAAUACAAAUUUCUCUAUCCUUCAGCAUUUUUAUUCCACGGUUUAAUUUUCAUUAUAUACAGCUAGGUAGUCGUUAAAACUCUCGCACUUUGUACGAAAGGGUUCUAUUCUCUGGGGGUGAUUUAAGAAUAGACGAGUGGGUGAUGUUGCCAUAGCGUCUGGUUAACCCAAGCCAACUGUGACGGAAAUUAGGGAGGUGGCACCACUGUGUUUGUCUUGUUGGAUGUUGCAAGGAUUUCUCUGGUAGCGUGAUUGCGGAACCUAAUUAGGGAAAACUAAAAUAAUGAAGUUUAGAGCAAAAUUGGUUGAUAUUGGAUGUAUUCAGCAGUUCAUAAAAAUAUUGUCAACAGUUUCCAAGAUCUGUAAGUCCUGCACCUUACGCUUAUCAGGAGGUCAGGUGAUAUUUACACAGACAGAAAGAGUUGCAAGUGGUGGAACGAACCUCUGGGUGGAAAUUAACCAGGGAGAUUUUUUUGAUGAAUACCGAAUUGAAGGAAAAGACGACAGAAAUGAAAUAUACUUGGAAGUUGUAAACGAGAACCUGCUUCGUGCUAUGAAAUCUGGACAAAAUGCACAAUCCAUUAAAAUCAAAUUAACAAAGAAACAAACGCCAUGUCUUACUUUUGAAAUUUCUUUGCCCUCUCUCACCACUCACUCACGUAAUGUCGUUCAUGAUGUUCCAGUGGCUGUCAUUCCUUCAAGAUUUUGGGAUGAUUUUCAAAAGCCGCUUCUACCUAAUUACGAUAUUAAAAUCAGCAUUCCUCAGUUAAAAAUAAUAAAGAACAUAGUUGAAAGGUUAAAGAACAUUAGUGGAUUUAUGGUUAUCUCAGCGAAAAGAAAUGGAGAAUUGAAAUUUAGCGUGGAUACUGACGAAGUUAUCGUCACAACGCAUUUUAAAAAUAUGGACGUGGAUGGAGACACUUUGAGAAACGCAAGUGAAGAUGAAGAAGACGAUGAGAUUGAAGCUCGUAUCGAUAUCCAAAAGUUAGUCACAUUUCUUCACGUUCAGCAAUUUAAUCCAACGAAAGCAAUAUGCGCUUUAGUGCAUGGUCAAGCAGUGCAUAUGUUUUUACAAUGUAGUGAUGUUAUGUUUCAAUAUUUUUUGCCGGCAAUGAAUGUGACCAUAUCUUAAUGCGUUACAAUCCACAGUUUACUAACUUUUUAAGUAAGUGUGAACAUGGUAAUUAGCUUAAAGUAAUAUAUGUGGUAUGUUACUAUAAGCCAUAGUUCACCAACCACAGAAAUAACAGAGUGUAAGCAUUUUGAAAAGAAGGUUACAUUUCCUGCAUAGUUAUUGAUUUCCACUGAUGUUCUUCUGCAAUUGCUAUAUAUUUCUCUGCGAUUGAUACCAAUAGAUGAUACAUAGCUGACAUAUUUUAGUUAUCUUAAAGAUAUCUAUUAACCAUUUGUAAAAAUGUGUUUAUGAUAAAUAUGAAGAUAGGGCGUGACACUUGUAAAAUGUGAAAAUCGACGAGCUUGAAAUUUGGCGUUAUCGUCGUUGAAGUUGUUAUUGUCGUUAAAAUUUGGAAAUGUCGUUGUGAGGGUGACGUUGCUAUUGAAAACCCGUGCUGCUGUCGUUAAAAGUACCUCGCUAUCGUCGUAGAAAUUUAUCGUUUUUCUCCAUGAAAACCAACACUUGUCAAAAGUAUGUUUUGUCGUUGUUGAAAGUUGACGUUGUCCUUGUUGAAAACAACAUCGUCGUUAAAAGUUGACGUGGUAACGUAUUGCUUUAUUAAAGCGUAAGAAUAUUCUGAAAUUUCCUUAUUUAUAUAAAGAGACAUUGCUGAUUUUUAAAUGCUCUUUUUAUAUUGUAUUAAUUUAAUGUUUUUAUGAUUGUUGUAUUGCAUCUUAAAAACAACGAAUAAUACUGACAAUACCGACAAUCUG
Molecule: messenger RNA, 2280 nt
Organism: Hydractinia symbiolongicarpus
Lineage: Eukaryota; Metazoa; Cnidaria; Hydrozoa; Anthoathecata; Hydractiniidae
Product: checkpoint protein HUS1-like
Exons: 7
Coding region: 677-1525 (282 amino acids)
Biological process (GO): telomere maintenance; meiotic DNA integrity checkpoint signaling; nucleotide-excision repair
Cellular component (GO): checkpoint clamp complex; site of double-strand break; nucleolus
Source: RefSeq, a predicted model, not a curated record